Pneumocystis murina B123 is the source of this 989-nucleotide messenger RNA. RefSeq lists its product as hypothetical. Gene Ontology annotation, cellular component: transcription factor TFIID complex. The coding region runs from base 126 to 851 and encodes 241 amino acids. The transcript is spliced from 3 exons. The record is from RefSeq and is a predicted model, not a curated record. Gene Ontology annotation, biological process: transcription initiation at RNA polymerase II promoter. NCBI's taxonomy places the organism in Eukaryota, Fungi, Ascomycota, Pneumocystomycetes, Pneumocystales, Pneumocystaceae. Gene Ontology annotation, molecular function: protein heterodimerization activity.
GAAAAAAGAGAGGAGAGGGAGUUUAAGAGAUAAAAACAUAUGGAAAAGCAUGUUAUAAAGUUUAUAUUAUCUAUAUAAGUGUUGUGUGUGAAAAAGAAGCAAUUUCAUAUGGUUUUGGAUGAGAUAUGAGGGAAGAAAGUUUUGAAAGGAUAUUAGGACGACGAGCACUUGUAGAAAUACUUCAAUCAAUUGGAUUUUCAUCUGCAAUGAAGAGUUCUAUAAUGGUUUUAGAAAGAUUUCUUGUUCUAUAUAUCAUGAAAAUUUUAGAUAGAUCUUUACGCUUUGCAUUCUUACAAAGGAGAUACAAAGUGUCUAUUUAUGAUAUAGAAUUAAUGCUUUUAUAUGAGGGAAUCAAAAUAGAAUCAUUAGAAACAGAAAUGAAACAGCGUAUUGGAAGAAAUUAUGAAUUACAAAAAGAAGAAUCUAUAUCAAAAACUUCUUCUCAUUUCAUGAAUACAUCAUCGGCGCUUAUUGACAAGCUUCUAGGUCCAGAAUUAACAGGCAUCAAUGAUAAACGACCUGACUAUCAUUUAUCACAUCUUCCUAUCUUUCCUCCAAAACAUACAUAUAUGAGUACACCAGUAUAUGUACAACGGAUGACAUGUCCUCAUAAAAUCCGGGAAUUGGCAGCAAAACAAAGCCGUUUGGCUGAAAGUGCUUUAUGGAAAAUUAUUCAAAUUGAAAACAAACUAAAUUUAAAUAAAAUCCAUCAAGGACCUAUUAAACAAGAUAAACUCUUUUUAAAGGUCUGGAAAGAUAUGGGCUAUGAAGAAGAUGCUUGCAGACCUUAUGAAGGUCUGGUUAAUUGGGAAACCAAUCGAUAUACACGUCAACUUAGAAAUAUUUUAUAACUUCUUAAAAACAUCUUAUUUAAUGACAGAAAAGAACUAAAAUAAUAGAAAUUUCUUCAUAUUUUCAAACCUGUAACUUCAAUAAUGUUUUUCUUGUUAAAUCUAUAGAAAUUUUAGUUUUCAUAUUUAUACUUAUAA